AUCACGGUGGGCCCCACAGUACUUGGGGUAGUGUCCUCAUUUCUCCGGACCGUAAAACGCAAACACACAUCUUCGAACACAAUCCGACGCUGCUACCGCUAAUCGGCCUCCUUCAAACCCCUUCUCUAUCUAUUUCUUCUCUCCUCCUCUUUCCCAAAUCCUCUCCUCUCUGCAGAAAUAUUUAAUAGAAGGAAAGAAAAUUCCAAAAUCCAAGAAGAUAGCGCAGGCCCCACCUCGUGUUCUUCUCCGUCAAAUCCCACUUUUUUUUAAGGUCUGGUUAACCUUAUCAAGGGUUGGAUGGAAAAGAAACAUUAAGGUGGGCAUUACUAUAUCCCUAGGCAGUUUUUUAAGGGUGUGCUUUCAAUCACCACUGUUUCUUUGGAGAUUUGGAUCUAUUUAAUUUUUUGGUCUAGAUGACCUAAAAUGGGCUAAAAAACUGAUGGACGACGUGGAUAUACAACACAUAAUUGAGGUAGGCCCCACAGUUAAGGGUAACACACGUAAUCCGCGCUUGGUGGACUCACCCGCUAUGCUGUUACCCGGAACUCGCCUAAUCCACGCCCUGUCACAGGGCUCCAUGUUGUUUCCCUACCUACAACCUUCCCGCUCGUCAGGCCUCUCUCUCUCUCUCUCUCUCAAUCUGAAAUAAAACGCAGACAGAAGAAAGAAAGAAAUGUAGAUGAGGGAAAUAUGCGAAGAAAGGUCUGUACCUGAUCCUCAUCCAACACCAGCGAAUCGGAUCAAUCUGUCCAACACAGAUGAAAGGAUUCUUCAAGAAACAGUCAUGAUGACCGUGGGGAAUCCUUGAAGCCCUGUAAAUAUAUCUGAGAUUAGCUCAUCAUUACAAAAUUUGACUGCUGUUUUUCAGCCAUGAUGGAAAGAUUGCUAGCUGCUAGAAAACUCGGCUAUCUGUUACCUUCAACAUCUUCCUUAGUCAAUGGUUGGCAUUACAAUACUGCUCAAAUUUCUGGUUACCCAUCCCUGGUCUGUUUAAACCACAGGUCUUUCAAUAGGCUCUCCACUCUCGAUAGCUUAGAUGUGUACACAGUUGUGGCAAAGCCUGAUAAUGGUUUUAGCUGCUCAUUCUUAGCCCCAUUCUCCACUAUGACUGGAAUGAUUUUGGUCCAGGCUCGGGACCCAGCUCGACUAGCUGUGGAGUUAGGAAAUGCUCUUGAUGAACGGAGAUUUGAAGAUGCUUGGAAGUUUUAUGAGCAGUACAUGUUGAUGGAAGGAUUUCCUAGGAAAUCCAUUCUAAGCAAACUCAUUGCAGGUUUCACAGAGAGCGAUGACCGCCGGUGGCUUGACAAAGCUUACAGUUUGGUGGAGCUGGUUUUUAAUGAGGGUAAGCAUCAGUUAUUAGAGAAGGAAUGCCUCAUAUAUCACUCAUUUGUCCUCGCAAGGUGUGGACUGCCAGUUCCCGCAUCGACCAUCUUGAGAAAAAUCGUGGAGUUCGAGGAAUUUGUACCCAUAACUGCAUGGUCGGGGAUCAUAGCACAUAUGUCACGAACAGCCCAGGGUGCUUAUCUUGCUGCUGAGUUAGUUCUUGAGAUCGGGCACUUAUUCAAAGAUAACCGGGUGGACCCACGGAAGAAGUGCAACAGACCAUUGCUCUCAAUGAAACCUGACACUACUGUUUUUAACAUCACUCUGGUUGGAUGUUUGUUGUUCGGGACUGCCCGGAAAGCUGAGCAGCUUCUUGAGCUGAUGCCUAGAAUAGGAGUAAAACCUGACGCGACCUCGCUGAUCAUAAUGGUACACAUUUAUGAAAGGAAUGGGCGUAGGGAAGAAAUCAAGAAACUCAAGCGAUACAUUGAUGAAGCCUGUGGUCUGGGUGAUUUUCAGUUUCAGCAGUUCUACAACUGUUUGCUCUCAUGCCAUUUAAAAUUUGGGGAUCUGGAUUCUGCAUCGGAGAUGGUACUGGAAAUUCUCCGCAAGUCAAAAGAAGCUCGUAGCUCUUUGUCUGCCGCAACGCUAGUACUUGAAGCUGUCGGAACUGGUGGGAAGCCCUCCCAUCAGAAACAAAGUUCCGUGCAGGCUGCUAACCAUAUAGAAUCUAGUUUUUCAGAUGAGCCUGCAUUUAUUGGUAGUGCUGCCCCAUCAUUUUUGGAGUUCUCCAGUGAUAAGAAAUUUUCAAGGCUUGAGGCAGAGGCUCAUGAAUCACUCGAUCUGUUGCUGGGUGAGUUGCAGAUGCAAGUUGAGCUGGUUACGUCCGAUCGUGGUAUCCUCCGUCCAACUGAAAGAAUUUAUGCCAAACUGGUUAAGGCCUACUUGGAAGCAGACAAGCUCAGUGAUUUGGCAAUGUUUUUAAUCAGGGCAGAUAAGGAGGAUGGUCCUGUCUCUGCCGAUAAAUCUGCUGUUGUUCAUGUCAUUGAUGCUUGCAUCUCACUACAAUGGCUGGACAAGGCACAUGACCUACUUGAUGAAAUGCAGUUUGCUGGGGUGAGAAUUGGUUCCGCUGUCUACUCAUCCCUCCUAAAAGCCUAUUGCAAAGCAAACCGGGCCAGGGAGGUCACAUUACUUUUAAGGGAUGCCCGUAAGGCAGGCGUCCAGAUUGAUUCAAGCUGCUAUGAGGCUUUGAUUCAAUCUCGGGUGCUUCAAAAGGACACAAGUGGUGCUCUCCAUCUAUUCAAAGAGAUGAAAGAGGCUAAGAUAUCGAAAACUGGUCAUCCUGAAUUUGAGAUGUUGGUGAAAGGCUGUGCUGAGAGUGGUGAAGCAGGUCUAAUGGCUAAGCUUUUAGAGGAAAUAAAGGAAGAACAGAGAGCAGACUGUGGUGUUCACGAUUGGAACAGUGUGAUCUAUUUCUUUUGUAAGAAGAGGUUAAUGCACGAUGCUCAAAAGGCUCUGAAGAAGAUGAAGGCUUUGGGGCAUCAGCCAAACGCUCAGACUUUUCAUUCGUUGGUUACUGGGUAUGCAGCUCUAGGGGGAAAGUAUAUUGAGAUAACGGAGCUGUGGGGUGAAAUGAAAGCUCUUGCCUCUUCCAGCCCAAUUAAGUUUGAUCAGGAGCUCCUGGAUUCUUUAUUGUAUAGCUUUGUGAGAGGCGGGUUUUUCUUGAGAGCUAAUGAAGUUGUGGAGAUGAUGGAGGGGGAGGGUCUGUUCAUUGACAAGUACAAGUACAGAACUCUCUUCUUGAAGUAUCACAGGACAUUUUACAAGGGCAAAGCUCCCAAGUUCCAGACAGAAGCCCAGUGCAAGAGGAGGGAAGCUGCUUUGGCCUUUAAGAAAUGGGCUGGUGUUUUUUGAAGAAAAAUUUAGAUCCAUCCAUCACAAUCAAGGGUGUAUUUUAUCCAAGCGACAUGAGACUAUUGCCUUUUCUUCACUCAACAUCUCAACUUUCCAACCCAUCCAAUUUGAGGACAACCGGCUGUGUCCAUCAACAUGUUGGCCAUUGAUGUACCAAACAGGGUAUGUCAACUAUGAUUAGAAGCUAAACAAAAAUUUAGUAGUGAGUGAUCACAAGUUGUGCUCCCCUCGGGAUCGGUGUUGGUAACCGGCAUGAAGGAAGUGAAUUUCAUUGGUGGGCGUAGUACAUUUUACAGAACAACAAAUUGGGUAUUGCUCAAAUCAAAUUACUGCUAUGUGCUAAAUGGUUUGAACGACUUUAUGGGGCUGUGGAUAUACGAGUAGUUUGAUGUGUUCUUUGUUUUUUCUGUAAUGUAUGUUAUAGAAAUUCAUGGCUAACUCUUCCAAAGUGAAUCUGCUGUCGACGAUAGCUCAUGCACGAAGAUGUUGGAGAGACGGCCCAUAGCACUAAUGUAUCCUGUUAAUGAAGAUUUCUUUGCUACAACUGUGGAGGGAAUGAUGCUCUGAUGGGAGAAUUUUGCUGCCUGGCAUGUAUGUUUGAUUCUUGGCAACUUCCUAGCAUGUAUUUGUUAGACAAUUUUAUUUUAUUUUUUAUUUUUAUUUUUUGAGUUUUCCAAGAUAUGAUAAUUUCACUGGCUGUAAUUUGAGGGUCCAUUGUUUUAACCGCAA
Magnolia sinica is the source of this 3969-nucleotide messenger RNA. Its product is annotated as pentatricopeptide repeat-containing protein At1g03100, mitochondrial. The transcript is spliced from 5 exons. The coding region runs from base 871 to 3240 and encodes 789 amino acids. Gene Ontology annotation, molecular function: protein binding. Lineage: Eukaryota; Viridiplantae; Streptophyta; Magnoliopsida; Magnoliales; Magnoliaceae. The record is from RefSeq and is a predicted model, not a curated record.